Messenger RNA from Peromyscus eremicus (cactus mouse), 687 nucleotides. RefSeq names its product chromosome unknown C19orf85 homolog (gene CUNH19orf85). Bases 1 to 687 code for a protein of 228 amino acids. NCBI's taxonomy places the organism in Eukaryota, Metazoa, Chordata, Mammalia, Rodentia, Cricetidae. The transcript is spliced from 2 exons. The record is from RefSeq and is a predicted model, not a curated record.
AUGCACCCUGGGUUCCCUGCGGCUCCUGGGGUCUCCGAGCCAGGGCCCCGAGAGCUGUGCGCCUUUGUGAGCGGGGCUUCGGCCCACAUGCUUCGGGCCCUGCAGCCCAGGCGUACCAGACCCCCCAAGCGCAGGCCCAACCACCGGAGGUUUCUACACAACCAGAUCUGCAGGCAGUUUGCCAAGAUUGAAGCUGCCACCCAGCACCUAGCCCUCUCCAUCCUGUCUCAAAAAGCACCUCCCCAGAGACCACCGCCCAGAAGGCCACCUCCACCACCUCCAUCCCCCUUCUUGGGAGUGGCCUGUGCUGAGGCCCCCAUGGAAAUGCCCCACGACGGCCCCAGCCUGAGCCUAGCUGCCCUGGACACCUCAACCCUCGACCUCUUUGAUGACAUUCUGCUCACUCCUGUGUGUCCCUUGGUGGCUCCUGACCGUUUCUGUCAGACGCUGGCUGCCGGUAUCUCCCGGGAGCCAUCUGGUUUCAUUUCUCAUGCCCCAGGCCCCGGAGACCAGAGACAGCCAACCCCAACGCAGGCUCCAAGGUUCUCCAAUCCUCUGUCCCCUCCCCAGAAUGCCCACGGGGGAAGCACAGGGCCUGCCGCUCUAGGCUGGGGUUGGGUGGAUAGCUGGGAGGCACCUUGUGCCUGGGGUCCUCAGGGAAUCCGGGAUGGCUGGGGAAUCCUUUGA